Messenger RNA from Stylophora pistillata, 1568 nucleotides. RefSeq lists its product as uncharacterized. Gene Ontology annotation, cellular component: Set1C/COMPASS complex. The record is from RefSeq and is a predicted model, not a curated record. Lineage: Eukaryota; Metazoa; Cnidaria; Anthozoa; Scleractinia; Pocilloporidae.
UGUAGUCGUGGUUACAGGCUUACGAAGAGACACAAGUAGAGUUUUUGUAGCAAGUAACUCAGCAUUUCUGAGGACUUCUCUCACUUUUGUCGUCAAAAAAAUGGACUCUGAAUAUCUCAAGAAACACGUCGGAAAAGCUCUUGCUUCUGGUUUAGCCGAAAUAGCAGAGAAACGACCAGUAGAUCCAAUUGAGUAUCUCGCUCACUGGCUGCGAAAGUACGUUGAAAACGAAGAGUUUGCAAAGAAGAAACAAGAGGAACAAAAAGCUCUUGAAAGAGAGAGGCAAGAAGCUGAAGAAGAGCUCAUAAGAGAACAAAAACGGAAAGAGGAAGCUGAAUUGAUUGUGCGGCAAGAAGCUUUUGAGAAGGCUGCUAAUGAGGAGGUUGUGCCUGUUCAAACACCAAGGCCAAUUCCACCAGAAGUCACUGAAACAUUGGCUCCAGUUGCAGAGGGAGAUGAAGUUGAAGAUCAAGACAAUAAAGUAGAGGAAACAGAAAAGACCACUGAAGGAGCUGUACCAGCUGGUGAAGGUGAAGAUGGGGAGGCUGCUGCAGCUGCUGCUAAGAAGACUGACGAGGAGGUAAAGCCAGAGGGAGAGGAAAAUAAGGAAGGGGAGGGGCAAGAGCCAGCAAAGGAGACAGAGGGGGAGGAAAAGCCUACAGAAGGAGAGACAAAGCAGGCAGAAGGGGAAGGAGAGCAAGCAGGGGAGAAGGGAGAGGGGGAAGCAGCUGAGGAUGAGAAAAAAGAGGAUCAGCAAGAAACAGAAGCAGCAGAGCCAGCACCUGCAAAUGAAGAGAACAAAACAACAGAUGCAGAACCAGAACCAGUGCCAGCUGCUGAAGAACAGGCAGACCCCCCAACUCAAACGGAAGAAUCUGAAGUGCCUCAGGAAUAGGAAUUGUGUAAAUUCCAUUAAAUCUUUUUAUUUAAGUCAUGUUUUCCCAUGCUAUACAGGUUCAUUCACACAGGUUUCCUAUGACUGCAAUUGUUAUAUCUCUGGUUGCAUUUCUAUAAUCUCUGUAAUAGUUGUUUUGAUUCUCAGGUAUUUAUAUAGUCUGAAAAGAAGCAUACUGUUUUUACAGCAUUUUUGACUGUAAGAGGAUUGCAUAACAACUCAAAUGAGAGUUCACGUGGAAAAAAAGUAACAGUUCACUUGGGUUAGGUGAGACAAGUGUAAAUUAAAAUAGAUAGUUUACAUGAUUUUUUGGCAAGAUUUUUGCCACUACAUGGGUAAAUCUUAAGUGGAAAUUAAACUGUACUUAUAUAGAACAAGUUAUUGCAUUGUCUAAAUCUAAACAACUGAUAUCAGAAAAUACCUGAUCAUAAACAUAUUUAAGGAGGAUCUCGAUAUAGCAGGGUCAAGUUCAAACCAUUCAAGAUAAAUGUCAAUUAUGCAAAAAUGCAUAGACUCAUGCAGCAUUUAAUUAAGUCAACUUGACUUGCAUAAUGUCAAAAUAUUGUACAUAUAUGUAUGAAUAUGUUCUUUCCGGUAACAAUAUAUUAACCUAAUCAAGACAAAAUGUCUGUACAGUACGUAUGGUUUGAUAAUAAAAUCUUGAAGUGGUGAA